Perkinsus marinus ATCC 50983 is the source of this 190-nucleotide messenger RNA. RefSeq lists its product as hypothetical. The record is from RefSeq and is a predicted model, not a curated record. The annotation marks the transcript as partial. The transcript has a single exon. Lineage: Eukaryota; Perkinsozoa; Perkinsida; Perkinsidae.
GUUCACGACGUCUCAUUGGCAGGAAAUCAAACGAACCGGCCUAGGGAAGAUAGUCGAUAGUGCCAGUGUUAGCCUGUGGCCAAGUUUACAGAAAGAGUCCGCAGAAACCUUCAAUACGGACCGUUUCGCCGAAGAUAUGAUCAAAGAUGUCGUCAAAGCUGGUGUAGAUCUCAAUAAACUGAUCCUUUCU